UGUAGUGCCCGUAUAAGAAACAUCAUGGAGGAUUUGAGUGACACUGUGGAAAAGAUGCUGAACUCCAUUGACAAGUACAAUCCUGAAAACGUUGGCAUACUGGAAGCAUAUGCAGAACAACAGGCAGAGGAGGGACUGUACAACUUUGAAGCAAACUUGGCAGUUCUGAAACUAUAUCAGUUUAAUCCUCAUCUCUUCAAGAUGCCAGUUGCUACAGCAAUUUUGUUGAAAGCGUUGACGAACUUACCGAGCACGGAUUUUCAGCUGUGUAGAGCUCUAAUACAGGAUCAAUAUCAACAAGAAGAGCCGCUGUCAAAAGUCAUAGAGCUUGCUAACUUGCUUGAAACAUGUUGUUUUCAUGAAUUUUGGGAAAUGUUGGAUUCUGAUCGUGACUUGAUUGCUCCAGCUGCCGGUUUCGAUGAAGCGAUAAGACGAUAUGUGUGUCAUGUUGUAUCUAUUACAUUCCAGAGAGUCGCAGUAGAUCAUUUGGCUGCUAUUUUGGGAGAUCUUCAAGGUGAUAACCUACACGCCAUCAUUGACAAACAAGGCUGGAAACUCGAAGGCAACUCUGUCUUUAUUGUCAGCCAAGAAGCUAUUGUCAAACCGAAGAACAUUGUUGCCAAGAUGCAAUUUGAUAAUGUGGCAAGUGUGAUGGCAAGCAGUGUGCACUGAUCAGUAAUAAUGUGUUGUUAGGAUACUGAGUUGACACUCUAGAGCUUAAAAGUAGUUAAUUAACAUGAAAUUGUUGAUAACAUUUGCUUUUAUGUGGACCGUAUGGCGAUUGGGUUGUGUGCCUUUUUAUUUCUGGAUGUGAAUGUUGUGAAUGCCACAAGUCAAACAUGGA
This is a messenger RNA of Corticium candelabrum, 844 nucleotides long. RefSeq names its product eukaryotic translation initiation factor 3 subunit K-like. Gene Ontology annotation, cellular component: eukaryotic translation initiation factor 3 complex; cytoplasm. Gene Ontology annotation, biological process: regulation of translational initiation. Bases 25 to 672 code for a protein of 215 amino acids. The transcript has 9 exons. The record is from RefSeq and is a predicted model, not a curated record. Gene Ontology annotation, molecular function: translation initiation factor activity; ribosome binding. Lineage: Eukaryota; Metazoa; Porifera; Homoscleromorpha; Homosclerophorida; Plakinidae.